Messenger RNA from Ciona intestinalis (vase tunicate), 1298 nucleotides. The record is from RefSeq and is a predicted model, not a curated record. Lineage: Eukaryota; Metazoa; Chordata; Ascidiacea; Phlebobranchia; Cionidae.
AAAUCUAAAAUAUCUUUGCAGCCGAAAAGUAUUUCUAAAAACUUGUUGUAAAACUUUGGACUGCAUUUAAUGGCGUUAGGUUCCCCAGAUGUUGUUACGCAAAUCGUGUCCGUUCGGAAAGACACACAGUAUAUUAACUGGUUGAAAGGUCUUGUGAAUGAGAGUGCACAUAAUGUAUUGGGUCCUAGAUUGUCAACUGUAUGCAGUGAAAUCAUCAAUCAUGUUUCUGAGUUUUUGUUUUACUUCUUAACAACUGGUGGUAACUUACAAACAUUAGGGGAAGAAUAUACAGGCAUGAUCCAGGUUGAUCACACAGAGAGACAUACACCCUCUUUACUUAGAAGACUUGCUUUAAUUUCUCUGUAUUCAAUUUCCCCAUAUCUUUUAAAUAAAGUAUCGCUUCAAUUCAUCAAUUAUUUAAACAAAUAUAAAAAAGUACAAAUUAUCACACAAGACACGAAUCCUGAAAUAACAAAGUUAUUGAAACUCCUUGUCAGAUUACAUUUCUGCUUAUUUUACAUGAAUGGUAUUUAUUAUUCUAUCCCGAAACAUUUAUUGGGUAUAAAAUAUCUUAGCUAUUCCCAUCAUAAGUCACAAACUGGCCAGAAUUUUGCAAACCUUGGUAGAUUGUCUAUGUUGGAAACCUUAAUGUCUGUAUGCCUGCUUAUGUUUAACUGGUAUAAGAAGAAACAGAAUUUAAAUCUAAUUCCUGCAACUUCUAAUACAACUCAUUCUAAAGCAUUAAUUACCACACAGUGCUCAUUUUGUCUUGAUGACUGCCAAGCCUGCACAGUGACCAUUUGUGGCCAUCAGUUUUGUUGGAAUUGUAUUCAUAGCUGGCUACAAACAGAAGCGAAAUGCCCUUUCUGUAGAGAGAAAAUAUCUGCUUCUGGUUUAGUUGUGAUUCAGAAUAGUGUAUAAUGUAGUAGGGCCUACACUUCAGUCGAAAACUAAUUUUUCAGUCAGAAAUCUGGAAAAGUGCGCCAAUAUGAUAAAUUGAUAAAAGUACUGUUACUAUUAAUUUCAUUCAAAAAUAUUUUCACAUUUUGGUUGGGCUGCCUACUACAGUGAUUCACAAGACCUUUUGAAUGUUAUUGUAAAAGUAAAAUCAUUUUAUUUCAUGCUUACAAAAGUUGUGUGAAAUGUAGUUUCGGAAAUUGGGUCGCCAAAGUUUUGCAAUUAAACUAGGUUUUAAUAACUGUUAUUUUGCUGCUAAUUUCCUUCUCUUCAUUGUUUUAAUGAAUUUGGUCUUCGCUACUGUGAUUAAAAAGAAUAAUAAAUACUAAAUAGUUAUGUUG